This is a messenger RNA of Aspergillus terreus NIH2624, 1011 nucleotides long. Its product is annotated as NADP-dependent oxidoreductase. The record is from RefSeq and is a predicted model, not a curated record. The coding region runs from base 1 to 1011 and encodes 336 amino acids. Gene Ontology annotation, molecular function: zinc ion binding; oxidoreductase activity. NCBI's taxonomy places the organism in Eukaryota, Fungi, Ascomycota, Eurotiomycetes, Eurotiales, Aspergillaceae. The transcript has a single exon.
AUGCGCACCCUCCUCCAACCCACCCCCCAAUCCAACACCCCGGACCUCCUCCUCCAACGCACACCCACCCCAACCGCCACCCCCUCAACAGACUCCCAUCUCAUCCGCGUGCACGCCUGCUCCCCCUGCGCCGGCGAGCUCCUCUGGCCGCGCUACUUCCCGCCCCCAACCCCGCGCGACCUCGUCCCCUGCCCGGACAUGGCCGGCACGGUGGUCACCGCGCCACCAAACUCGCGCUUCCAGCCUGGCGACGCGGUCUACGCGCGCACCAGCUACGCGCGGCCCGGCAACGCACGCGACUACACCAUCGCGCUCGGCGACGAGCUGGCGCGCAAGCCGGAGAACCUGAGCUGGGUCGAGGCGGCGGCGGUGCCGGUGUCUGCGCAGACGGCGUGGCAGAUCCUGUUUGUGCAGGCGGGGGUUGUACCUGCGGGGGUGGAGGGGUUUGAUGCUGCGCGGGAGGCGUGGAGCGGGAAGAGGAUGCUCGUUACGGCGGCUGCGGGGGGUGUGGGUGUGUGGGUUGUGCAGCUGGCCAGGCUGCUCGGGGUCGAGGUCGUCGGGACGUGUGGGAGUGCGGAGAAUGAGGCGCUGCUUGAGUCGUUCGGGGUGAGUGAGGUGCUCAGCUACCGCACGGUCGAUUUUAGGAAGUGGGCGGAGCAGGAUGGGGCACGGAAGGUGGACAUCGUGGUGGACUGCAUCGGACGCACGGCUCUGCAGGAUGCGUGGUGGUGUGUCAAGGACGGGGGCACCGUGCUCAGUAUCUGCCAGCCGCCGGCGUCGCUUCGACCUGAGGAAUGUCAGGUGGAGGCAAAGGAUCUGUUUUUCAUCAUGCAGCCGGAUUCGAGACAGCUGGGAGAGAUUACGCGCUUGAUCGAGGAUGGGAAGUGUCGGCCACUCGUGGACAGCGUGUGGCCUCUGGAACAGUUCCGUCCUGCAUUUGAGAGAUUGGAUCAAGGCCAUGCGAGAGGAAAGAUCAUCUUAGACUUGUCGUUGAACAGGUCUACGACUUGA